UUCGUUUGAAUGGGAGUUGUGGAUUUGAAAGCCUCUGGUGCAAAAGACCUUUCAAAUCCAAAACAAAAAGAAGAAAGUUUCAAAUUCCAAAUAAUUUCAUUCUAUUUGAAAUCACUUUGAAGAUUCUUCCUGUAUUGGGCCCUAAACCCUCUAAUAUUCGCUGUUUAUCUCACUGUCUUCUUUUCCCUCCUCAGAUCCUCUCGAUUUUCUUCACUAAUCUCUUUCAUUGAGUUUCGUCUUGGAUUUAUGGAGAUUUGAUUUCACGCACGCUUUACGAGCGUGUGAUGGAUUCAGAUGAUCUCUUGUCCGCCGGUGGGCUUGAGGUUGCCUGCCGAAACGAUGUUUAUCCGCAACUUAGAGUGGCCAUUGGAGACGAUAGUGGUGUUUUGAAUGAUGCUAAUGCAAAUGUUGAGGAAAAUGCUGAGAGGUGUUUGCAGAAUGGAAGGGAUGACAAUGGAGCAACUGGAGAAGCUACAGAAGGGUUGAAUGACUUGAUUGGAAACAAUGGAUUGCUUGAUUCUAAGGAAGGGGAAGGAAAAGAUAAUGCGGAUGUGAAGCAAUGCAAAACCAAGAAAGAGAAGCCUUCUGGCCCCAAGAUUGCUUCUUCAGCUUCAAUGAAGAAAAGUAAAGACGGAAAUAGUGUAGAGGCAAGGUUGACAACUUCAAAUGGUGGAUUUGUUGCUACAAAUUCACAUCCGAAACAGCCUCUGAAAAAUCGAUCUUGUAAUGAAAGACAAGCCAAUGCAGCCAAGCAUUCUGAAAGAACUGAUGCAGCCUUCUCCAAAGGCCCCAUUGAGAAACCAAGACUAAAGCCUCUGAAGAAAGGGCCACUUAGUAUAGUUGAAGGAGUAAUAGAGUCGUGCUCCGCGGAAGCUGAUGCCAAACACUGUAAGGUUGGUACUCUUCCAAAAUAUGGUUUCAGUUUCAAGUGCAAUGAACGAGCUGAUAAAAGGAAAGAGUUUUACACCAAACUUGAGGAAAAGAUUCAGGCAAGGGAAGAAGAAAAGAGCAACCUGCAGGCCAAGUCCAAGGAAACUCAAGAAGCUGAAAUUAAGAUGUUUAGGAAGAGUUUGAGCUUUAAAGCAACUCCAAUGCCAAGCUUCUAUCAGGAGCCUCCACCUCCUAAAGUGGAACUAAAGAAGAUACCACCAACAAGAGCUAAAUCUCCUAAGCUUGGUCGAAGAAAAUGCUCAACGCCUUCGGAUUCCGAUGGUAACAGCAAUAGUGGCCACCAAUCAGUCCAGCUAAGUCUGGAUGAGAAAGCAUUUCGGACCAUCUCUUCCAUAGUAAUUUCGCCCGUCAAUGCGAAGAAGCCACAGCGGAGGUCACUUCCUAAAUUGCGUUCUCAAAAGGCUAGUUUGCCCAGUGCAACGAAUGAGGAAAAGAUAUCGAAGACCUCCGGUCAGGAAAAGGUUACGCAUGAGGAGAAUAGCACCAUACUGAAUGUAACAAAUGAAGAGUUGUCUCCAACCCAACAGCAGCAGGCAGUGUCUGCAGCUGAUUCAGAUGAACAUCAGCCCGACAUCAAUCAAGUGAACUUAGUUCAAGAACCGAUUGCAUCGGAGCAUUAAGCAUGGCAACGAUUCAAUGUGGAUGUUCAUAUACAAAGCUCUUGACCUUGUUUUGCCCGAAUAAGGAUGUCCAAGACUGGAUUAUUUUGAUGAUCAAGGCUUAAAAACAUUCUACAUUACUGGUUAUGAUGUUGUCUUCUCCGAUAUUCAGCAGCUUUUGUUAUCCCGUGUGUUGCUCGAAAAGGUUGCCGGACUUCUUGUUACGAUUCAGUGUUCCUGUUUGCACAACCGUAUGCUAAUUAUUUACCAAGUUGACCUAAUUUAUGUUGUUUUUUGGAGUCAUGUUGAUGUUGUUAGAUAAUCCAUGAUCGAAUCGGGUUUGUCGGAACUGGCUGUACAACUUAAUAUCGUGAAAUAAGUCCAUUUAGAAGUUCCGGUUCUGCUGAACUAUGUAAA
This is a messenger RNA of Hibiscus syriacus, 1967 nucleotides long. RefSeq names its product protein WVD2-like 5. NCBI's taxonomy places the organism in Eukaryota, Viridiplantae, Streptophyta, Magnoliopsida, Malvales, Malvaceae. Bases 285 to 1571 code for a protein of 428 amino acids. Gene Ontology annotation, molecular function: microtubule binding. The transcript has 9 exons. The record is from RefSeq and is a predicted model, not a curated record.